GUGAGCAAUACCGAGUUGAUACAGUAUUGCGUGAUAUCUGGACCGAGUUGGUACAGGAGUGUCGAGUUGACCAACGCCAAUUUGCGUACAUAUGUACAUGCCACUAGCACUCUGCAGCCAGCACGUCUCCAUAGUACUUACGUGUGUGAAACAUGGUGUGUCGAGGGUGAAGGGGAUUUUGGAACGGACAUGAUGGAGGCUGUCAGUAGAUCGGAACGUUGAAAAGUGCACGGCCUGUCGUCAGUUGAGGGUGUCGGCUGAUGGCACAGACGAAUUGGAGUUGUUACGGAAGCAGCGAUGGGAGAAAUGAGCGUCCAACGAUGAACGUGUUGCAAACCGAGGGGGAGAGACUGCAUGAGCAAGCUUUGUCAUCCUACGCCCACGGAAACUUUGCUCAAGCAAAAUUAUUGCUGGAGAAGGCCAUAGCACUGGAGCCUUAUAAUGCUUCAUUUCGAGAAACCAAAAACUCCUUUUGUCAAGCCAACCAGGGGCCCUACACAUACGGUCACCACCAGACAGGCACAGGGCGCAGCUUCCUAGAUGGAGAGCAACAGAAACAGCAGUACGGAAGAGGAACAGCCACCUCCUGGAACUCUUCAUUAGCAAGGCAAUCCUGGGACAGUGGGGGACCUCAGGGGAGCGCUACUUUCUUAAACGGAAACAACUACAAAGCCAGGAGUGUGAGAGGUCCAUGGCCGCAGCAGCCCAGCGGAAAUGCUGCCCAGUAUUUCUCUAACACUGUAGCCGACAGCAUGUUCAGCCCUUACUGGGGACGUUCAGAGGACUUCCAGAGUCUUGGCAUGAACAGCCAUUUUGGCGAUCCUCGAGCUUCUCAGAGACAGACCAAUGUCUCCCAUACUGGUAGGACAAAUGUUGGACCGCAUUACACUAAAGCCAGUAAUACCAGUCAGCAAGAUGGCAUGUGGGGAACAUGGACUGAUCCAGCGGCCGAAUCAGAUCCCAAACCGGAGAUGUCUUGGGUGAACUCAGGCUACCAGCAGAGUGAUAUACCUUGGACGCCGGAGCCCCGCCGAGCAGCCUCUCUUCCCAACAAUAUCAGGUCGGGUGCCAAUGGCAGCACUAGCCAGAGCAGCCUUCGGGGCUCCAUGGCCAAUUCAACAGAGAGGUUCAGCUCAAAGGGGCACCACGGACAGAGCUCCCCGCACACCUGGCGCUCAGAGGAGACGAGCAGCGAGACCAAUUAUGGCCUGGACAGCUUUGACGAGGUGUCAAACAUGGACAAAGUGGAAGAGUGGAUGGUCAAGAAUGAAGCAUCCGGAGUACCAAACCCUCCACCUGGCUUAAGUAAGCCCAGGAAGAACAAGAAGAAAAAGAAGAAGAAGAUGCCAGCUGCCCCUAAACAGGAGAGUCCAGACACAUCUUUGCAGACCGACAAAGAUGUCUCUCAAUACAGUGGUCGGUCAUCGAUCAUUGAAUGCCAGAACCCUGCAAGGACCAAGUCUGCUAGUGCAAGAUCCUGUCAAAGUGAUGAGACUAAGAGUGUGUCCAAAAAUGCCUCAUACCACAGCCCAUCCUCAAAGCCAAGAACUGCACCUUUUACUGCUGAGUCUGUCAUAAACAGCAAUUCUGAUAAACUUUCAAAGCAUAUUAAUGAUAAUCCACACCACUCAAAGGGCUUUAAAGAGAAGGACAAGUCUUUCUUUGAUCCAAAGAGGAUAUUUGUUUCAUCAGACUUUGUCAGAACUUCACAGCCCAGUGGGUGUGCUGGUCAGCCGGAUAGUUCAAAGCAAAGCAAAACAAAGUCUGCUGUGAGCAAGGGCGAAUACAACACCUCAAGAAAGAGUGCCUUUUCAAGCAAGGGUAGGAGAGAAGGGGAUGGUGUGAAGGCAACAGGAGGCAGUCCAGAGGACCUGACUAAUGCAAGAACUACUGGAUCCAGGGAUCAAACGUACAGCUGUGAUCCGCAAGAGACUGAAGCUGACGGGCUGGCAGAUGAUAUGGAGAGGAGUAGGCUGGACAGCUCAGGCAGUCUAGGAAGCGAAGUGUCGGGAAGGAUGACAAAAGAAGAGUGGGAAGAGAUCAUCAAGAGGAUGUACGCACCACUUGGGAUGCCCUCUAGUUCCCCUCAAGAGCACCCGGGCAGGGCCAACGGUGCCCCAUCAGAGCCGACCUCAUGGGAGCAAAGCCCUGCAUUUCAGAACUGUGGCAGGAACUUUGUGAUGCCUUCCAACACAGAAGCAUGCGCUUUGGAAGGAGGCCUUCUGCCUGAGUCAGAAACAGUUCAGAAACUGUCAAAAAUGAAGGCAGGAAGAGUGAAUGCAGCAGAAAAAGGGUGCAGUGGUUCCAAGCAAGGGGCCUAUGUUGAUGUGAAGGCAACUCUAGGUGCUGGGAUCCUGCAAAAUAGCGUACCAGUUUGUCAUGCAGAUACGAGCAUCAGGUUGACUUCUCCUGCUGGCAGACAAUCGAAGAUUCUCAGCAGUGAGAAAUGCAAGACAACAGAAUCUGCUCAGUCAGCCCAAGCCAGCACAAGCUGCCAAGUACCUCUCACCAAAGGUACUGGUCCGGUGCCUCAGAGGGAAAAGACCUCACCCGAAAAUGUCAACAGCUCGUUUGCUAAACCUCUUGAGAAGCCUAAGGUGGAGGUCUCUUCGGCAUCUUCAGUGAUAUCUGGACGUGAUGCUACGUCGUCUAAAGGUACCAGUAAAAGCGCUUCCAACUUUUCUGCAGAACCUAAGGUGGAGGUCUGUUCAACAGGCUUGGUGACAUCCAGUAAGGUAGCUUCAGGAGGAGAUGAUGUUUCCCCAUUGAAAGGUACUACAAAACGUUCGCCUGAACCCAGGGUAGAGGUUUCAUCGCAGCUUCCUUGA
Messenger RNA from Acanthaster planci (crown-of-thorns starfish), 2828 nucleotides. RefSeq lists its product as uncharacterized. The record is from RefSeq and is a predicted model, not a curated record. NCBI's taxonomy places the organism in Eukaryota, Metazoa, Echinodermata, Asteroidea, Valvatida, Acanthasteridae.